Castor canadensis (American beaver) is the source of this 8306-nucleotide messenger RNA. The record is from RefSeq and is a predicted model, not a curated record. NCBI's taxonomy places the organism in Eukaryota, Metazoa, Chordata, Mammalia, Rodentia, Castoridae.
AUGAGGAUCCAACUAAUUGUGUUUGCCUUCAUCCUUUGGACUGAAACAUUGGCAGAUCAGAAUCCAGGGCCAGGACCUGAGUAUGCAGAUGUGGUGUUCCUGGUGGACAGCUCUGAUCACCUGGGAGUCAAGUCCUUCCCUCUUGUGAAAACAUUCAUCAGCAAGGUGAUCAACAGCCUCCCCAUCGAGGCCAGCAAGUACCGGGUGGCCCUGGCCCAGUACAGUGACAGUCUCCACAGUGAGUUCCAGCUGGACACCUUCAGGAGCAGGAACCCCAUGCUGACCCACCUCAAGAAGAACUUCAGCUUUCUGGGCGGCUCCCUGCGGAUAGGAAGUGCCCUGCGGGAGGUGCACAGGACCCACUUCUCUGUCCCCACCAAUGGAAGGGACAAGAAACAGUUUCCCCCCAUCUUGGUGGUCCUGGCUUCCGCCGAGUCUGAGGAUGAGGUGGAAGAGGCUUCGGAGGCCCUGCGGAGAGACGGGGUGAGAAUCAUCUCCGUGGGGGUGCAGAAGGCCCCCGAGGAGACCCUGAAGGCCAUGGCCACAGAUCAGUUUCACUUCAACCUUCGGACAGCCCGAGACCUCAGCUCGUUUUCCCAGAACAUGACGCAGAUCAUCAAGGCUGUGACCAAGUACAGGGAGGAAGCCACUGACACUGAUGUAGAAGCUCCCUUUCUUGUAUCCUGUCAGAAAGAUUCACUUGCUGACAUUGUGUUCCUGGUGGAUGAGUCACUUGGGACGACACAAAAUUUAAGGAACCUGCAGAAGUUUCUGAAGAACAUAACCCACUCCAUAGAUGUGAAGGACAGCUGUAUACGACUUGGACUCAUGAGUUACAGUGACAGUGCACAGACCAUUUCUCUUCUGAAAUCAAGCACCAACCAAUCUGAAUUUCAGAAGCAAAUCAGGAAACUGUCCCUCCAGGCUGGAAAAUCCAAUGCUGGGGUCGCCAUUGAACAGAUGAGGAAAGUAGCCUUCUCAGAGUCCAGUGGCAGCAGAAAGACACAGGGGGUCCCUCAGAUUGCCAUCCUGGUCACCCACAGACCGUCAGAUGAUGAUGUGCGAGAGGCUGCAUUGAACCUUCGGCUGGAGGGCAUAACUGUGUUUGCUAUGAGCAUCCAAGGGGCUAACCAAACUCAGCUGGAAGAAAUAGCAUCAUACCCUACGGUUCAGAAAGUCUCCACACUCAACUCCUAUGUAGACUUGGAGCCAUACAGCAGGAACUUCUUGAAAAAGAUUGAGAAUGAAAUAUGGACUCAAAUUUCUACUCAAGCUGAACAAGUGGAGCUAGAUAAAACUGGCUGCGUGGACACAAAGGAGGCCGAUAUCUAUUUCCUCAUUGAUGGUUCCUCCAGCAUCCAGAUAAAUCAAUUUGAGCAAAUCAAGCUAUUUAUGUCAUCAACAGUAGACAUGUUUAGUAUCGGUCCCAACAAAGUCCGAGUUGGAGUGGUGCAGUACUCAGAUACGAACAGGGUGGAAUUUCCCAUCUCUCUCUACCAAAAUGGUAUCGACUUGAAAAAGGCUGUUUUUAACAUCAGACAAAUAUAUGGUGGCACUCGUACUGGGGAAGCCCUGGAUUUCAUACUGCCAAUUAUCAAGGAGGGGAAGAAGGACAGGGGCAGUGAGGUCCCCUGUUACCUCAUUGUACUGACCGACGGACAGUCCCAGGACAGGGUUCUGGAGCCAGCAGAGAGGCUCAGGGCCCAACAAGUCACCAUUCAUGCUGUUGGCAUAGGAGAGGCCAAUAGAGCAGAGUUGGAGCAAAUUGCCGGCAAAGAAGAAAGGGUUAGCUUCGGGCAGAAUUUUGAUUCCCUAAAAAGCAUAAAAGAUGAAGUCUUGCACAGUAUUUGCACUGAAAAAGGAUGUGAGGACAUGAAGGCUGACAUCAUGUUUCUGGUGGACAGUUCUGGAAGUAUAGGACCCACAAAUUUUGAGCAAAUGAAAACCUUCAUGAAAAACCUGUUGGCUAAGAUUCAGAUUGGUGCAGAUAAAACUCAUAUUGGUGUGGUGCAGUUCAGUGAUUAUAACAAGGAAGAGUUCCAGCUUAAUAACUAUUUUACUCAAAAAGAAAUCUAUGAUGCCAUAGACAGAAUGCCUCUCAUUGACAGAAAUACUUUGACCGGAAGUGCGCUGACAUUUGUAAGUCAGUACUUCACUCCUGCCAAGGGGGGGCGCCCCACAGCCCGAAAGUUCCUCAUCCUCCUUACGGAUGGAGAAGCACAGGAUGAGGUGAAAGACCCUGCUGCUGCUCUUCGGGGCUCAGGGGUGACCAUCUUCUCUGUGGGGGUGUUCGGUGCCAACAGGGCUGAGCUGGAGGAGAUCAGUGGAGAUGGCAGCCUGGUUUUCCAUGUGGAGAACUUUGAGGAUCUGAAGGAGAUAGAAAGUAAACUCAUCUUCCGAGUGUGUGCUCUGCACGAUUGCAAAAGGAUUAAGGUGUUAGACAUUGUGUUUGUGCUGGACCACUCUGGGAGCAUAAGUUCAGGACAGCAAGAGAGCAUGAUGAACCUUACUGUCCACUUGGUGAAGAAAGCCGACGUUGGCAGGGACCGGGUGCAGUUUGGAGCUCUCAUAUACUCCGACCAGCCUGAGAUUCUUUUCUACCUGAACACAUAUUCAAGCAGAUCAGCCAUCACUGAACACCUGAGGAGACGCAGGGACACCGGAGGGAACACAUACACUGCCAGGGCUCUCCAGCAUGCCAACCACCUGUUCAAAGAAGAGCAUGGCAGCCGUAUAAAGCAAAACGUGAGGCAGAUGGUGGUCAUCAUCACAGACGGGGAGUCCCAUGACCGAAAUCUGCUCCAUGACACAGCACUGCAGUUAAGAGCUAAAGGCAUCACUAUCUUUGCAGUGGGUGUGGGAGAGGCCAACCAGGACGAACUCGAGGUUAUGGCAGGGAAUAAAGAAAACACUGUCCAUGUUGAUAAUUUUGACAAACUGAAAGAUGUUUAUCCGCUUCUGCAGGAAAGCAUGUGCACCCAUGCACAAGAGGUCUGUAACCUUCAGGAAGCUGAUGUGAUUUUCCUUUGUGAUGGCUCUGACUUGGUGUCUGAUUCAGAGUUUGUUACCAUGAUGACAUUCUUGUCAGACUUAAUUGAUAAUUUUGACAUUCAGUCUCAAAGAAUGAAGAUUGGGAUGGCUCAAUAUGGGAGUCGCUAUCAGGAAAUUAUUGAGCUGGACAGCUCUCUGACUCAAAGCCAGUGGAAGUCACAAAUUCGGUCUGUCAACAAGAGCAGAGGGCUUCCGCAAAUUGAUUUGGCCCUUAACCAUGUGAAGUAUAUGUUUUAUCCAUAUGCUGGUGGGAGAAGAAACGCUGGUGUCCCUCAAAUUCUGGUUGUCAUCACAUCUGGGGAUCCCCGUUAUAACGUGGCAGAGGCAGUGAAAAUCUUGAAAGACCUUGGAAUAUGUAUUCUGGCUUUGGGCAUAGGAGAUGUUCACAAAGAAUACCUUCUGCCAAUAACAGGCAAUUCUGAAAAAAUAAUCACUUUCCAAGACUUUAAUAGGUUAAAGAACAUGGAUGUGAAGAAGAGAAUGGUUCGCGAAAUCUGCCAGACCUGUGGGAGAACCAAUUGCUUUGUGGAUGUAGUGGUUGGGUUCGACAUUUCCACUCACCUUCAAGGGCAGCCUUUGUUCCAGGGCCACCCGCGCUUGGAAUCGAAUCUCCCAAAGAUCUUGGAGGACCUCACCUCCAUCAGAGGGGUGAGCUGUGGAGCAGGUGCAGAGGCUCAGGUGAGCCUGGCCUUUAAGGUGAACAAUGACCAGGAAUUUCCUGCCAAGUUCCAAAUCUAUCAGAAAGCAAUAUUUGACAGCUUGCUGCAAGUCACCGUCAGUGGGCCUGCGCAUCUGAACGCACAGUUCUUGCAGUCUCUGUGGGACACAUUUGAGGAUAAGUCUCCGUCCCGGGGACAGGUGCUACUCAUCUUUUCAGAUGGCCUCCAGGGUGAGAGCAUCACAAUGCUAGAAAAUCAAUCGGACCAGCUCAGAGAAGCAGGACUAGAUGCCCUGCUGGUGGUUUCUCUAAACACAGAUGCUCACGAUGACUUUUCCAGCUUUGACUUUGGGAAAGGAUUUGAUUACAGGACUCAGCUGACCCUUGGAAUGACAGAACUAGGCAAUAAGCUCUCAGAGUACCUGGGAAACGUUGCAGAGAGGACUUGCUGCUGUACGUUUUGCAAAUGUUCUGGGCUUCCAGGGCUUCCUGGGGCUCAAGGACCACAAGCUUGGAAGGGUUCUUCAGGUGUGAAAGGCAGCAGAGGACACAGAGGGGAGGAUGGAGACCCUGGAACACAAGGAGAAAUUGGACCACAAGGAGAUAGAGGGAUUGCAGGAUGUCCGGGGGACAGAGGUGUACAGGGAGCCAAGGGAUUUUCUGGAUCUAAGGGAGAACACGGAGAGCUUGGGGUUGAUGGACUCCAUGGAGAAGAGGGAUUUCAUGGAUUUCCUGGGAAAAAAGGAGAAAAAGGUGAUCUUGGAUCUCAGGGCAGCCCAGGUUCCAGAGGCCCCCCUGGGGAACGUGGAGAAAAGGGCUUCCCAGGGGAUCCUGGCAAUCCAGGACAAAACAGUAACACCAGAGGACGGAAAGGCUCCAAAGGAGAACAAGGAAGACAAGGUAGCACUGGACAGAAAGGAACACAAGGCAGCCCCAGUGCCGCAGGAAGCAGGGGAAUGGAAGGCCGAAGGGGACCCCGAGGUGCCUUGGGAGAACCAGGAAAUUCUGGACUUCAAGGCACACCAGGAGCUGAAGGAUUACAAGGCCCACAGGGGUCAAAUGGAAAUCCUGGCACGAAAGGAGAAAAAGGAAACCAGGGACACAAAGGACCUCAGGGUUCUCUUGGGCUUCCAGGACCUGAAGGGAACAUGGGAAGACCUGGACCUUUGGGAAGAAAAGGAGAACCUGGAGUUCUUGGGGUUCCAGGGCCCGUGGGGCCCCCCGGACAGCGAGGAAAGCAGGGAGAUUAUGGCAUCCCGGGCUAUGGUCAGAUGGGACGAAAAGGAUUAAAGGGUCCAAAAGGAUUUCCUGGAGAUAUGGGGCAGAAGGGUGAUGUCGGUGAUCCUGGGAUUCCUGGGGAGCCUGGACCCAAAGGAUUUAGGGGACUAACACUCUCUGUAGGCUUGAAAGGUGAAAGUGGAAUUCAGGGGUCGAAAGGCUCUCCUGGACCAAGAGGUGCCAAAGGCAUGGCAGGACAGCCUGUAUAUUCUCAGUGUGACCUGAUUCAGUUCGUGCGGAACAAUAGCCCUUGUUGGAAAGAAAAGUGUCCUGCGUAUCCAACAGAGCUGGUGUUUGCCCUGGACCAAUCCUCUGAUGUCACAGAACAGAGAUUUAAUGAAACAAGGGACAUCAUUAUUUCCACUGUGAAUGACCUUAACAUCAGGGAAAAUAACUGUCCUGUGGGAGCCAGAGUUGUCGUUGUCUCCUAUGACUCAGACACCAGCUAUCUCAUCCGUUCGUCUGACUACAGGAACAAGAAAGAACUCCUCCAGCUUCUUUCUCAAAUAAAAUACCAAGUGCCCAUGGAGGCCCAAGACAUUGGCAGGGCAAUGAGGUUUGUGGCCCACAGUGUUUUCAAGCGGACAUUGGCCGGAGCCAAUGUGAGGAGAGUUGCAGUGUUUUUUAGCAAUGGUCAGGCAGCCAGUAGGUCAUCCAUCCUCAUGGCCACCAUGGAGUUCAGUGCUCUGGAUAUCAUCCCUGCCGUCUUUGCUUUUAAUGAACGAGUGUUCUUUGAUGAAGCCUUUGGGUUUGACAGCACUGGGACCUUUCAGGUGAUUUCAGUCCCUCCGGAUGGGAACUAUGAGCCACUGGAAAGACUUCGGCGCUGUACGCUUUGCUAUGAUAAAUGUUUUCCAAAUACUUGUGCUAAAGAGAUUUUCUUACCUGAAAAUUCAUACAUGGAUGUAGCCUUCCUCUUAGACAGCUCUAGAAAUAUAGCAAAUGAUGACUUCAAGGCUAUGAAAACCUUUGUGAGCUCGGCUCUUGACAAUUUUCACAUUGCUUCAAACCCUUCAGUCUCAGGCUCUGGUGAUAGGAUUGCCUUGUUGAGCUAUUCUUCCUGGAAUAGUUCCAGGAGAAAGAAUGGUACAGUAAAAACAGAAUUCAAGUUCACAACUUAUGACAACCAAGUCCUAAUGAAGAACCACAUCAAGAAUUCCCUCCAUAAGCAAAAUGGAGAAGCCAACCUCGGUCACGCCCUGCUGUGGAUCAUGGAAAAUCUCUUCCCAGGAACACCCAACCUAAGAAAACACAAGGUCAUCUUUGUGGUCUCAGCUGGACAAAAUUAUGAGAGAAAGGAAAUUGUGAGGCAGAUGGCUUUGAAGGCCAAGUGUCAAGGCUAUGUCAUAUUUGUGAUUUCUCUGGGCUCUACAUAUGAGGAGAACAUGGAAGAAUUAGCCAGCUAUCCACUUGAUCAGCAUCUGAUACAGCUUGGGAGAGUGCACAAACCAGAUCUGAAUUAUAUUGUGAAGUUCUUAAAGCCAUUUAUACACUCAGUGAGGCGAGAAUUCAAUCAGUACCCACCACCGAUGUUGGAGAACGCCUGCAAGCGCCUUGAGUUGGAAGGAGAGGGCGAGGAGGAUGGCUCUCUCCGAUUUACCACUGAGCUAUAUGAGGUUUCUUCAGACAAGAACAGCUUCAUUGGCCAAGAAUUAAAUGCUGGAGGAGGCUCAUCUGUGGUGUUGAAGGACAGUGGAGGCGACCAUUUGGUUUAUAUCCCAAGCCAAAUGUUAGAGCCACAGAAGUUAGUGAAUAACCAUAAAAAAGAUCAGAAAAUUGCAGAACCUGCAAGUCUCGUUUCUGGGCAUGAAAAUCAUGGCAGAAAAGAAGAAUCAGGUCUUGGGUAUAAGCCCAGAGAUGCCUCUCUUCAAGAAUAUUACAUGGAUGUGGCUUUCCUCAUAGAUGCCUCUCAAAGAGUAGGAAGUGAUGACUUUAAAGAAUUGAAAACCUUUAUAACCUCAGUGCUUGAUAACUUUCACAUUGCCCCAGAUCCACUGACCUCCAUCUUAGGGGACAGAGUGGCUGUUCUGACCUACUCUCCCCAAGGCUAUCUGCCCAACUCUGAAGAAUGCCCGGUCUACUUGGAAUUUGAUUUGGUUACUUAUAACAGUUUAUACCAAAUGAAGCAUCAUCUCCAAGACUCUCUUCAACAGCUCAAUGGAGAUGUUUUUAUUGGCCAUGCUCUGCAGUGGACAAUUGAUAAUGUCUUUGUAGGAACCCCCAACCUGAGGAAAAACAAGGUUAUCUUUAUAAUAUCUGCUGGUGAAACCAACCCCUUAGACAAGGAAGUCUUAAGUACUGUAUCUUUGAGAGCCAAGUGUCAAGGCUACUCCAUAUUUGUGUUUUCCUUUGGUCCUAUACACGAUGACAAGGAAUUGGAAGAACUGGCCAGCCACCCCCUGGAUCAUCAUUUAGUCCAGCUUGGCCGGACCCACAAGCCAGAUCUGGACUAUAUCAUCAAGUUUGUCAAGCCAUUUAUCCAUUCAAUCAGACGUGCCAUCAACAAAUACCCCACCAAAGGCCUGAGAUCCAAGUGUGACAACAUUACCUUUCCCGGCCCAGAGAACCUUGGCACGGAAGACACCGCAUUUCUUAUUCCUGAGGUGUAUAAAAUAGAGACAAAGAACAGUGACUUAUUUGGUGACUUUGACUCCCAGGAGCAACAUUUCUUGGUAUUAGGGAACAAUGAUGAUAAUGAUUCUGGGUCAGUUACGGAUUUGAUCCAAAAGUUGUAUCUGCUCUUUUCUCCUGGGGAGUUGAUGGUAACUGACAAAGAAGAGCCACGUACAGAAGAAAUUCUAGCCUCAGGAAAUGACAAACAAGAAAAACAAGAUAAGAAAAUGGAGGGCACAGGCAUCCCUAACAUCUUUCUUAAGAAUAUUCACAGCCCUGAAUCCAGUGCUGUGUAUCACUCAAUGUCUAUAGAACACAAGUUUGCCUUAAAUCAAGAGAAAAGCCUGCAGGGCAGUUUCAGCGCCCAAGAUCCCCUCCACGCGCGCUUGCGUCGCCUCCCCAAGGCUGCGCCCCUCUCUCGGGAGACCACGUGCGCUGGGCCCGGGGCCGCCGGGGCGGAGAGGGGUCGGCCCGGGGCGGGGAGAUCAGGGUUUAUAUAUCGAGCAGAGGGGUGGGAGCUGCCGCCCGCCCGCCUGCCCGCGGGACACCGGGAGUCCAGAGGUUGCCCACACGCCGCCUGUCCCGUGCGGGUCCCUGAGGUCUCCAGAGUCCUUGGUCAGCGCUGGGCUGGCGCGCUGGGGACGUGCGCUCUGCCCGCCCGGAGCCUGGAAGUGCGGGACUGGGGUUGUGUGGAAGUUUCCCCGAG